AUGAAUCCAACCAGCAGUAUACCUGCUGGCUCUAGCCUCUGGCAAGAGGCCCGGAAUGCUGAUGGACGCGUCUACUAUUACAAUGUCCAGACAAAAGUAACGCAGUGGGAAAAGCCAGCGGACCUGUUGACCCCUGUCGAACGUGCAUUGUCGAGACAGCCAUGGAAAGAAUAUACUGCAGAGGGUGGGAGGAAAUAUUGGUACAAUACUCAAACCAAGCAAAGUACUUGGGAAAUGCCAGAAGUUUAUAAAACCGCACUCGCGCAGGGUCCAACACAGCCAAGUGCCCCUGCACCAGUCGCUGGCGUUGCUCCCACAUUUGUCGCUGGUGGAACUACUUCAUUCCUUCCUUAUGGCCAGCACCAACGCGAUCGGGACGAUAAUGACCGCAGCGGACUUGACCGUCGUCAAGGCUAUAUGGGAAUGGAAGCAAAUGGUCUCGUGACUUCUCAGCAAACUGACCCAGAAUAUAGCUCUUUCGAAGAAGCCGAAAGCGUGUUUAUCAAGCUCCUACGACGAUGCAAUGUUCAACCUGACUGGUCUUGGGAGCAGGCAAUGCGAGCCACCAUAAAGGAUCCUCAGUAUCGUGCCUUGAAAGACCCUAAAGAUCGCAGAGCCGCUUUUGAUAAAUUUGCGGCCGAAGUACGCAUGCAGGAACGAGAUCGCGCAAAGGAGAGAUUCGCCAAGCUGCGCACAGAUUUCUACACAAUGCUGAAGAGCCACCCAGAAAUUAAACACUACAGCAGAUGGAAGAGUAUCCGACCAAUUAUAGAGGGUGAGACUAUUUUCAGAUCCACGAACGAUGAAAACGAGCGGCGCCAGCUUUUUGAAGAAUACAUUCUCGAUCUUAAGAAGGCACAUGUAGAGCAAGAAGCCGUCACCCGCAAAGCCGCCAUGGAUGAACUUGUGAACAUUCUGAAAGCGCUCGAGCUAGAACCAUAUGCCAGGUGGUCUGAAGUGCAAAAUGCCCUGCAGGCUAACGAAAGGAUUCAAAAUGACGAUAAGUUCAAAACCCUAAGCAAAUCGGACAUUCUGACCGCAUUCGAAAACCAUAUUAAAUCACUCGAAAGAACUUUCAAUGAUGCUCGCCAGCAGCACAAGGCUGCAAAGGCUCGGAGGGAACGCCAUAGCCGAGAGAAAUAUUUGGAGCUCCUCAAAGAAUUGCGCUCGCAAGGCAAGAUAAAAGCCGGGGCCAAGUGGAUGCAGAUUCACCCGCUGAUUCAAGAUGAUCCUCGGUAUGUAGCAAUGCUAGGCCAAAGUGGCUCUUCUCCUUUGGAUUUGUUUUGGGAUAUGGUUGAGGAGGAGGAGAGGGGGCUACGAGGACCGCGAAAUGAUGUCCUCGACGUUCUUGAUGAUAAACGUUAUGAAAUCACAACUAAAACCACAUAUGAAGAAUUUGCAUCUAUCAUGGCUACUGACCGCCGUACAGCCGACAUUGACACUGACAUUCUUCACCUCAUAUUUCAGCGUGCGCAGGAGAAAGCUCAGCGACGCUCUGAGGAUGAGAAACAUGCUGCUGAUCGUCACCAACGACGGGCUGUAGACGCCUUACGUUCUCGGAUCAAGCAUCUAGAGCCACCGGUACGACUAGGCGACACAUGGGAACAAGUUCAACCAAGGGUUGAAAAGUUCGAAGAGUAUACUGCCCUCGAAUCAGAAGACUUACGCCUCAGCGCAUUUGAGAAGUUUAUGCGUCGUUUGAAAGAAAAGGAAGAUGAUGCAGAGAGAGACCGAGACCGAGACCGCGGUUCUCGACGUGGUGAUCACCAUGAGCGUCCUGAUAGAGAUUCAAGGAAUGGUUCGUAUCGUUCUGAUCGCAGAGUGAGAUCUAGUCGAACACCCGACCCCGAUCCUUAUGAAGCAGAUCGUCGCAAAGCACAGGCAGAUCGUGAACGUUCUUACCGCAAAGUAAGCGGCCUGUCGCCAGUACGCGAAAGACGCGAUGACCGCGAUCGAACUCACGAUAAAGAACGCGAGAGAGACCGUGACCGUGAUCGACGCGGAGUCAGUCACUACGACCGCGAGCGCCGCAGCCGAGAAGAAGAGCGCGAACGACUCUACCGGACCCGUGGCGACCCACGUGGCAGUCGCGAUGAGUUGGACUAUGGUGGAGAUACGCGUAGCACAGUAAGUAGUGACCGUCGUCGUAGACGUGACAGCGAUGCAGAAAGUGUCGCCAGCCGCAGCGCCAAACGGUACAGACGUGACGAACGCGAGAAAGAGCGCUCUCGGGACCGCAGCCAUCGCGACCGAGAGUCGGGCCGUACUCCAGCUAUCGAAGAAGAGCCAAAGGCAGAGGAGAAAGCAGUCCAUUCCGGCAGCGAGGAGGGUGAAAUCGAGGAGGAUUGA
Molecule: messenger RNA, 2349 nt
Organism: Talaromyces marneffei
Lineage: Eukaryota; Fungi; Ascomycota; Eurotiomycetes; Eurotiales; Trichocomaceae
Exons: 4
Coding region: 1-2349 (782 amino acids)
Biological process (GO): mRNA cis splicing, via spliceosome
Cellular component (GO): U2-type prespliceosome; U1 snRNP
Molecular function (GO): protein binding; RNA binding
Source: RefSeq, a predicted model, not a curated record